Dreissena polymorpha is the source of this 1335-nucleotide messenger RNA. RefSeq lists its product as uncharacterized. Gene Ontology annotation, molecular function: oxidoreductase activity; copper ion binding. The transcript has a single exon. Bases 1 to 1335 code for a protein of 444 amino acids. Gene Ontology annotation, biological process: iron ion transport. Gene Ontology annotation, cellular component: plasma membrane. Lineage: Eukaryota; Metazoa; Mollusca; Bivalvia; Myida; Dreissenidae. The record is from RefSeq and is a predicted model, not a curated record.
AUGGGAGUGUACGGCGCUCUGAUAGUGAAAAAGAAAGACGAGGUCGAAGCCGCCGAACACGUCGUGAUGAUCCAGGACUAUAACAACCGCUUCACGUUUCUAGACCUUCACACUCAGGGACUCUACGGGAUCUUUUACCCCGGGGGAGCAAACUUCUUUCCCGUGCGACAAAUUGACGGCACCAUUUCCUCAGUCAUGGAAAUGACGUCAUCAUUGAUCAACGGACGUGGGCGCAUUAUGAAUGGUGCAAAUGACGUCACGCUGACGCCUUUAACAGUGUUUACUGUCGUCACCGGAACAGUGUAUAGGUUAAGAAUCAUCAAUACUGCGACCAUUCUCCAGUACGUCUUCUCUAUCGACGGCCACAAGCUGACGGUUUUGUCAGUUGACGGUAAUGACGUCAAGCCGUUCGAGACUGAUCGAGUCGUACUGCAUACUGGGGAGAGGUGUGACGUCACCAUACAAGCGAACCAACCCGUUAAAAAUUAUUGGGUGAGAGCGGAAACGUUGCGAAUUGAAAGGCAAAAUCACGUGUAUGCCAUUUUGAGAUAUUCUGGAGCAAACAUCGAAGAUCCGACAACCGUACCGACGACGUGCACGAUAGAGAAUCCUUGCACCGUGUUUAACUGCCCAUUUCUCACAUUCCCUGGAUGGUCAUGCAAAUCGAUGGAUAGCGUGGAGACCCCUUCCGCUGACCCUGUACCUACAGCGGAUGAUGGCCCAUUUAAGGAAUUCUUUGUCAACACGGGCUUCAUGUUUUACGGAGGGAAGAUGGUAGGACAAAUGAACGGCGUUAACAACAUAAUGCCAAAAGUGUCCGCGCUGACGCAACCUAAUGACGUCACUGGGACCUGUGACCAGUUUAGUGAUUGCGGCGCGGAGAAAAUGUGCACAUGCACACAUGUAAUCAGCGUCAAUAUGGGCGACGUCGUUCAACUGAACUUCCUGAACAACGGACUAUUUGCGAUAGCGCAUCACUCUGUGCAUACGCAUGGCUACAUUUUUCGGUUACUCAAAAUCGGAAAUCGUCUAUCAAAUGCAUCGUGGACGAGUCCCAAUGACGUGAAUUUGGGGGAUAACGAGGAUGUAGACUGCCGGAGCGCACAGCGUGCGACUGCUGUCUGCAACAACGCAACAUGGGCUAAUCCAUCAUGGCGGAACGGUAACAUCCCCGGGAUCAAAAUGGACCACGCCGUGUGGAAGGAUACAGUCACAGUUCCCGCGGGAGGCUAUGCGGUUAUACGGUUCAAGGCCGACAACCAUGGACUGUGGAUGGUUCACUGUCACAUGGAGUUGCACAGCACGGCCAUGGGUCUGGUGGCACUAUUUAAAUAG